This is a messenger RNA of Cryptosporidium muris RN66, 966 nucleotides long. Its product is annotated as beta-ketoacyl-CoA synthase, putative. The record is from RefSeq and is a predicted model, not a curated record. Gene Ontology annotation, molecular function: fatty acid elongase activity. Gene Ontology annotation, cellular component: endoplasmic reticulum membrane. Lineage: Eukaryota; Apicomplexa; Conoidasida; Eucoccidiorida; Cryptosporidiidae. The transcript has a single exon. Gene Ontology annotation, biological process: fatty acid elongation, polyunsaturated fatty acid; fatty acid elongation, saturated fatty acid; very long-chain fatty acid biosynthetic process. The coding region runs from base 1 to 966 and encodes 321 amino acids.
AUGAUAUUUAAAAAUAACCCAGGGGUAUUUAUAAUUAAUUAUGAUACAGGUAUAUGGGAAGCCCCAUUAGACUCUGAUUUUAUGGAUCUAUUAAAGGAAUUGCCAUGGCUUAGUAUCUGUACUUCAAGUAUUGAGAGAACUUGGAAGGGUUUGAAUGUGUAUACAUGGUCAUAUAACCAUUAUUAUAUAGUAUUUAUUGCAUCCAUUAUAUACAUAUUGCUUAUAUAUUUUGGACCCAAGAUAAUGAGAUAUAGAAAUGCCCUCAAACUUGAUGGUCUUCUGAGAUAUUGGAAUUUGUCAUUAUCUAUGUUUUCAAUAAUUGGAUCAAUAAAGAUGUCUGUUUACUUAAUAACAAUUAAUCUUCGUUAUGGUUUUAUUACUUCAAUAUGUACACCUGCUUACAUUUCUCUUAUUAAAGGUCCAACAGGAUUGUGGCUGACUUUAUUUAUAUAUUCUAAAUAUGCAGAACUAGUUGAUACUUUAUUCAUUGUUUUAAGGAAAAAACCCUUAACAUUUUUGCAUUGGUUCCAUCACUUGACAGUAUUAUUAUAUACCUGGGACGCUUAUACUUCUACACAGACAAUAGGUAUGUAUUUCUGUACAAUAAACUACAUUGUACAUUCGAUAAUGUACUACUACUAUUAUCUAACAUCUUCUGGUAAAAAACCCUCUUGGGGGGUUUUGAUUACAAUUUUGCAAAUAAGCCAAAUGAUCAUUGGCACAUUUCUCACUAUUUAUGGAUUAUAUUAUUCACAUUACUAUCCCUUCUCAAAUACUUUCCCUGUUACCUAUUUAAGUCAACCACUUAAAGUUGGAUGCCACUUCAAUAAGUCAAAUGGUAUUCUAGCAUGUUUAAUGUAUAUCUCAUAUCUCAUAUUAUUCUUUGAUUUCUUUAUCAAGAAAUAUGUAACUAAAGAAACUCCUUUGAUUGAGUGGGUUACAGCUAACAAGAAGAAAAGUGACUAG